Nymphaea colorata (pocket water lily) is the source of this 3836-nucleotide messenger RNA. RefSeq lists its product as uncharacterized. Lineage: Eukaryota; Viridiplantae; Streptophyta; Magnoliopsida; Nymphaeales; Nymphaeaceae. The record is from RefSeq and is a predicted model, not a curated record. The transcript is spliced from 16 exons. Gene Ontology annotation, molecular function: phosphatidylinositol binding. The coding region runs from base 135 to 3122 and encodes 995 amino acids.
ACGGGAAUAACGCACAUCUCGUCGUGGCCAUUCCGGACGUGAUUUGCGACGAUGGUGAUGGCCUGAGAGGGUUAAUUUUCGUGAGGGAAUUCUGCGCGGGAGGAAUCCCGAAUCCCUCAGGCAAGACGAAGGCCAUGGAGUCGCUUCAGGAUCUGAUCGAAGAGGCCAAGCUCCGAGUUGUCUGGUGGGCCGUCUGCAUCAUCUUCGUCUCCUACAUCCUCUCCUUAACGAGCCGAUCGACGUGGAUGAACAUCCCGAUCGCGGCGAUCGCUUUGGCGGUCGUCCGGAUGCUUUCGAGGGAGGUCGAGUUCCGGUGGAAGGCCCGGCCGGCGCCGCGGAAAGGAUACCUCGCCCACCUGGAGAAGAAGCAGCUCGCUGUGGACGAUCCCAUUCUUUCCACGUCGCCUUCGGUGGCGAUCAAUUGGGUGCGCAAGAUCGAUUCUCCGUUGGUCGAGGCAGCGCUGGACGAGUUCAUUGGCAAGGUUUUGAAGGAUUUCGUGGUCGAUAUGUGGUAUUCGUCGAUCACACCGGAUACGGAGGCGCCCGAAUUAAUCAGGGCAAUCGUGAACGACGUGUUUGGCGAGAUCGCUGAGAGGGCGAGGGAUGUCAAUCUCGUGAAUUUGUUGACGAGGGAUAUUGUGAAAUUAAUAGGGAACCAUCUAGAUCUUUAUAGAAGAAACCAAUCGGCAAUUGGUGUAGAACUCUUGUCAACAUUGUCAUUGGAUGCAAGAGAUGAAAAGUUGAGGCGCCAUCUUUUUGCUUCUAAGGAGCUUCAUCCAGCUUUGAUAUCACCCGAGUGUGAGUACAAGGUAGACUUUAGUCAGGUUCUCCAACAAAUGAUGGGAGCAGUGUUAGCUGUAGUCUUGAGACCACGGGAAGCACAAUGCCCACUUGUUCGAUGCAUGAGUAGAGAACUUCUAACCUGCUUGGUCAUGCAGCCUGUCAUGAACCUUGUGAAUCCUGGGUACAUCAAUGAGUUAAUUGAGUAUAUUCUUCUCACAAAAAAGGAUGAUAGAGAAUUAGAUGCUGGGAAGCCAUCUCAUGUUGCCAGCCAAAAUGAACAAACUGCUAUGGCAUCAGCACAUUCCAAAGAUAAACGAGAUCCUGGAGAACUAGUAUCUUCUGCUAACCAAGGGGAUCUGGCAAAUUUAGUUAGAAUUGAUGGCAGUGCUGAAGCUUCCUCAAGUAUGGCGAGUCAUGUCAAGUUAAUCUCCUCCCAAACAGAAUCAGAGCAUCAUCUGCCUUCACGUACUGCAGAGUGGGCCAGAGGAUUUGAAGCUGCAAGGGAGAGAAGAACUGAAGUUCUUGCUCCUGAAAAUCUUGAAAACCUCUGGACAAAGGGAAGAAAUUAUAAAGCCAAAUUUGAUGCUCAUGAUAACCCAGGACCUAGAGAAGCAAAACCACCAAUUAAGGCUGCUGGAAGUUCUAAUAUCACAGGCCAUGAAAGGAACCUGGAGAGGGAAAUGGGGAAAGAAGGAUCUCUGAAUGUGAAAAGCAGCAAACCUCAACUUAAGCGUUCAAAAAGUAGUUCAUUUAUUACUAAGAAUGAUGUGGGGAUUUGUGAAGCAUCUACCUCUAGAAUCAGUCAUGCCGUGACUUAUGAAGAGUCUAACUGCAUGGAUUUGGGCAAGCCUCAUGAAGAAACAAAUCCAAAGAGCACCUCUGAACUAGUGUUUAAUAAGGAACAGUCAUCAUAUCUACCAAAGUUCAAGUGUCGGGUUGUUGGAGCUUAUUUUGAAAAAGGUGGAUCUAAAUCUUUUGCAGUUUAUUCAAUUGCCGUGGCAAGUGUAGACAAUGAAACAUGGUUUGUCAAAAGAAGGUACAGAAACUUUGAGAGAUUGCAUCGCCACCUAAAGGAUAUGCCAAACUAUUCUUUACAACUGCCCCCUAAGCGGUUUCUCUCAUCAAGUAUUGAUGACUAUUUUGUUCAUCAACGUUGUAUUCUGCUAGACAAAUAUUUGCAGGAUCUUUUGUCAAUUCCCAAUGUUGCAGAACAGCAUGAAGUGUGGGACUUUUUAAGCGCUUCAUCAAAGAAUUACUCGUUUGGAAAGUCAACAUCAGUCAUGAAAACGUUGGCAGUUAAUGUAGAUGAUGCAAUGGAUGACAUUGUUCGUCAGUUCAAAGGGGUGAAUGGACUCAUACGCAAAGUAGUUGGUUCACCUGAUAGUUCUUCAUUAACAACAAGAAGUUCUGGAAUCUCUCUGACUGAAGACCUACAACAGCAAAGCUUAAGCUAUAGCCAGAGGGAAAUAUCUCGUAGUGCAUCUGAAGAUGAGGACCAUGUAAGUGGGGCUACCCUUGAAGAAAUGGGGUCAAGUUCCCGACCUAAUGGAUGGCACUCAGACAAUGAAUUGGAUUCUAGGCAGUUUCCACCACGAGUAGUCAAACGAUAUGAUAGUUCAAGAAGAUAUGAUAGUUCAAGUAGCAUGGGCUCUUUGAGAAAUCAGCAGUCUGACACACAUCGUGUAGUAGAUACAGUUAUACCAUCCCAUCUUUUGGAAGAUCCUACCAGAGUACCACCUGAGUGGACACCACCUAAUGUGAGCAUACCGCUGUUGGAUCUAGUUGAUACAAUCUUUCAACUUAAGCAGCGUGGUUGGUUGAGAAGGCAAGUUUUCUGGAUGUCAAAGCAGAUUUUACAGUUGCUGAUGGAGGACGCUAUUGAUGAUUGGUUGUUGAGACAAAUCCAUUGGCUUCGGAGAGAGGAUGUUAUUGCACAAGGGAUAAAAUGGCUUCAAGAUGUUCUGUGGCCCGAGGGAACUUUUUUUCUGAAGCUGCGCAAUGAUGAAGACAAAGACAACGGGGAAUCUUAUCAGAGCCUUGAGAAAACUGGAGGUUCAAGUGGUAGUAAUUCUUCACCUGUUUCCUUUGAGAUGCAGCGUGAGGCUGCUCGCAGGGCAAGUGAUGUUAAAAAGAUGAUCCUUGGAGGUGCUCCAUACACUCUGGUCAAUCUGAUAGGGCAGAAACAAUAUCAGCGGUGUGCAAAGGAUAUUUACUUUUUCCUGCAGUCUACAACAUGUCUGAAGCAGCUAGCAUACAGUAUUUUGGAGCUGUUAUUGGUUUCGGUGUUCCCUGAAUUGAAUGACGUCAUCCUAGAUAUACACAAGAAGGCCUUUCACUAACAUGACUUGCCUAAGGAGUUGGAUAGAGCUAUGUUGAUAAGAGAACUAGAUCCUUCUCGUUCCAUUUAGUUAGUACAGAUGAUAAAGUUGAACUUUGAUAUCUUUGCGACGUGCGACAGAGCAUCUGCCAUUUCCUAUCAGUUGAUUGGCUCUUCUUAAGAUCCCAUUUCCAAGCCAUUGCAAAAAUGUUGGAGCAGAGAAGAUUUGGUGCACUGGUUUGCUGAUGGAGAGUCAUGUGGCUGUGCGAGGAAUGUUGGAGUAGUUACUUGAUGACUGUCGUUCCAAUUUUGUAUGUCAUGCUUCACAUCUGUAUACUAGCACAGAGAGGUGGUGGCCAAACAAAACGGUGAACCUAUUACUUUGUAUAGGGUAAAAAGCUUCCUUGUAUGUGUUUCGGUUAAAUUUGUUUCAUUUUUUUGCCUUGGGCUUGUAUAUUUAUGUAACUUUAUGUACAUGAAUUGCUAAAUGCAGCUUUUGGAGUAUCGAAGGAUGGAAAUGUUCGCAUCCACCAUAAUAACAUCCUUCCCUCGUCUGUUCCACUCUACGGAAUUCUUAGUAGCUGCUCUUACACAACCUAGAUCGUGGAACUGAGAUCUUCUUUGGCCUGCGUGCCUAGAUGGCUGUGUUCGUCCCUGAACUUCUAUAUGUACCACCAACUAGAUUAAAACAAAAUCUCCAACAGUUGUGAAGAUACAUUAUCCAGCUUCCUUGUCA